Messenger RNA from Debaryomyces fabryi, 888 nucleotides. It is a transcript of the gene HAP31, whose product is annotated as Hap31p. The transcript has a single exon. Lineage: Eukaryota; Fungi; Ascomycota; Pichiomycetes; Serinales; Debaryomycetaceae. Gene Ontology annotation, molecular function: RNA polymerase II cis-regulatory region sequence-specific DNA binding; protein heterodimerization activity; DNA-binding transcription activator activity, RNA polymerase II-specific. Gene Ontology annotation, cellular component: nucleus; CCAAT-binding factor complex. The coding region runs from base 1 to 888 and encodes 295 amino acids. The record is from RefSeq and is a predicted model, not a curated record. Gene Ontology annotation, biological process: regulation of transcription by RNA polymerase II.
AUGGAUCCAAACAAUAUAAAUCCACACGAAGUCGAAUUAAGGGAGCAAGAUCGUUGGUUGCCGAUCGCCAACGUAGCUCGUCUCAUGAAAAAUACCCUUCCCCAGACAGCCAAGGUUUCAAAGGAUGCUAAAGAAUGCAUGCAAGAGUGUGUAUCAGAAUUUAUUUCGUUUGUUACUAGUGAAGCGAGUGAUAAGUGCCUCAAGGAAAAACGUAAAACUAUUAAUGGAGAAGAUAUAUUGUAUUCGAUGCACGAUUUGGGAUUUGAGAAUUAUGCCGAAGUGUUGAAGAUUUACUUGGCAAAGUAUAGAGAACAACAGGCCUUAAAGCAAGAAAGAAACGAAACCAAGCCAUCGAAGAGACAGCGGAAAGUUGCAUCCGCAGCAGAUUCUAUAUCACAUACCGCUUCCAAUACCCAAGAUGAGCACUCCUCGACUGAUUCUCCAUUGCGGGAGCAGUUCCAUGAACACAAACAGGAAGAUAUCGAAAGCCAUCAAUACAUGGGAACACAAGGGUCAAACUCACGCCAGAUCACUGGGCAUGAUACAAACAAUAAUGGACUAUUAGGUUCGAAUCCUUCAUCUGAUAGCUCUAUAGGAUCGCCCGAAUCGUUUUUCAACCAUUAUGAAUCUAAUGGACAAGGAAAUGAAGCGGGCAAUGGUGCUUUAAACGGGCACGACAAACAAAUAAAACAUGAGGAAAGGCAUAACGACCCAAAUCAUAAAGAAGAAGGAUAUGGAUACGAUGAUUUUAUCAGUGAUCCUAAUGAAGAACAAAUAGGAAACCACCAGCAUAUCGACGAGUUGGCAAAGCUCACGAAUGAUGAACCAGAUAUUGAUACUUUAACUGCUGGAAUCACAAAUGGCAAUUCCAAUAAUGCCUAUUUUUAG